Messenger RNA from Astyanax mexicanus (Mexican tetra), 994 nucleotides. Its product is annotated as fish-egg lectin-like. The transcript has 5 exons. The coding region runs from base 64 to 807 and encodes 247 amino acids. Lineage: Eukaryota; Metazoa; Chordata; Actinopteri; Characiformes; Acestrorhamphidae. The record is from RefSeq and is a predicted model, not a curated record.
AACAAGACCAUCACUGAUCUGAAGACCAUCACUGAUCUGAAGACCAUCACUGAUCUGAAGAUCAUGGAAAGAACAGCCGUCCUCCUCGUGAUCCUGAACCUUUGGACCUCUGGUCUGGCUCUAAACUGCAGAAGGGUUUCAGGCAGUCUGAAGCAGAUUGAUGCUGGGAACGGUCAGGUGUUUGGAGUGAACUCAGCAAAUAAGAUCUUCACCCUCUACAGCGGCACCUGGACUCAACUUUCUGGAUCUCUGAAGCACGUCAGCGUAGGACCUGCUGGAGUCUGGGGAGUCAACGCCAACAAUUACAUCCACAGACUCAAUCACGGAGAUUGGGUUCCUGUUAACGGUCAGCUGAAGCAGGUGGAUGCUGGAGGAAUGAUCUUUCCAGCUGGAGUCAACAUGAACGAUUACGUCUACUGCCUUCAAGGGGGUCAAGCCUCUUCCUGGACCAGCCUGCCAGGAAGGCUAAAGUACUACAGCUGUGGGCCAAACAGCUGCUGGGGGGUGAGCUCAGGAAACCAGAUCUACAUUAUGAAGGGUGUGACCUCAAACACCUGUGCUGGUUCCUUAAAUUGGGAGAAUGUAUCUGGAGCUCUUUCCAUGAUUGAAGUUUCAACUGAUGGAAAAGUCUAUGGGGUCCAUUCCAGUGGAGACAUAUUUGCUAGGGAAGGAAUCACUUCAACCAACCCUACCGGCACCGGGUGGCGCCAGGUCCCGUUCCGACAGAAAGUCAAGCAUGUUUCCUACGAUCUCGGGCAUCUGUGGGUCAUCGGUACCGAUAACAGCAUCAUGGACUGCACUGAGUAAAAGCCGAGAUGCCUCCUCUACAGUCCUACACUUCCUGUUCUACAGGGAUUCGCCAUAAAAUCAAUUCUUAAUUAAUAAAUUCUUUGUUUUCUUCCCCCUUCAAUACUGCAUUUAACCCAUUUUUUCCUGUACUGAUAUGAGUGCAAUUAAAUUUUUCUUGAUUCAAAUAAAUAUGAUUCUGGAUGCA